AUGCCCAUACUAUUCUUCAACGGCAAAUUAUCCCGAUUCUGCUCUCCUUCCAACAACCUUCAGCAGGAGCCUCAUUCGCCCAAAAUCAUCGACCCUGCACUUCAUGACCCUUCUCUUCCCCAGGACGAAAUCAAUAAGAGUAUUUGGGAAGGGUGGAAUGUAGAGAUGAGCUACGGGGAAGUUGUAACGAGAGGGAAAGAAUGUAAGAUGCAAGUUGUCCUAUCAUUCCAAGCUGCUUUAGAAGAUCCUAAAUUGGUUAAACACCAUUACAUCCGAGCGAUUCAGUUUCACAAGGAAUAUGUCAAAUGCGAAUUAAUCAAGAUGAUUCGAUUUAUCGAACAUUCCCUCUACUCCAAAUCUACCUUGACUUCGGCGUUGUUAGAUAGAUUGCUUAAGAAGAAGGAGGAGGGAUGGAAGGGCACGAUGAAGGGAUUGGAGGAAAGUGUGACAGAGGGUGAAGUGUGCAAAAGUAAAGGUAAUGUAGCAGGCAAGAAUAGUAAACACGAACAAGCCAUCCGCCAUUACCUCGAAGGAUUGAUCACCAUCUGGCCAUAUACUUCGAACGAUACUUCGAUAAACUACGAAAAAGCAUUUGGGAGCGGUUUGGUCAAGCUUGAACAAGCUUUGCUGAAUAAUAUCAUUACCAUAUCACUAUCUCAUCCUUCCAAGUCGGGUCCCAAGAGGAUGAUUUUCGAUAAUAUCGCUAGGGUCACUUGUGAGGUCAUGUUAGAAUUUAGGUAUUUGACUGUUACCAAUCUCAGAAAAACGUUUGAACGUCUAGCUCAACUUGACGAGAGGGAAUAUGGAGUUGAAGGUGAACAAAGUGUCAAUUCGUUUAUGGCUGAUCUGUUUCGAGGUAAGGAAGGGGAUGGAUGGGCACAUAGAGAUUGUAUACAAGAACAUGUCUGUCAUGAGUAG
Messenger RNA from Kwoniella mangroviensis CBS 8507, 918 nucleotides. RefSeq lists its product as uncharacterized. Bases 1 to 918 code for a protein of 305 amino acids. NCBI's taxonomy places the organism in Eukaryota, Fungi, Basidiomycota, Tremellomycetes, Tremellales, Cryptococcaceae. The record is from RefSeq and is a predicted model, not a curated record. The transcript has 6 exons.